CCCGCGUGAGCAAUUGUCUUGCCCUCGUCUGCUCCUACGCGCUUGCCGUAAAUCGUGAAACGUGUAAUGUUAACACGCGUGGUUGCAUGAUUGCAACUAUUUAAAAGUGACAACUGAAGUGAUUAAUAUUAACAUUAAAACAGGUGAACUUUGUUAUGGAGUUAGCUGUAUGAUGGAGGUGUACAGGUGAGGGCGACCGGCGGGCGGAGCGCCCCCCCUGCGCCCGCCCAUGGCGCCCGCCUUAACAUUCACAUGGGUGGUGCGUUGGCUGGCGACGGCGGGCGCGUGGGCGGUGCUGUGCGGCUUGGGACAUGCGCACACGCCGCCGCAGUUGCAGCUCCCGCUCACCACGCUCACGCCACCCUGUCCCACGCACUGCAUUUGUCUCUCGCAGUCGCAGGUAGUAUGCAACAGCGCAGCAUUACGCGGGGUGCCAUCGGCACUGAGUCCGAGCGUGACGCAGUUGUCAUUGUCGCGCGCCGAUCUACGCGUGUUACGCUCCGACGCCUUCGCACAUCUGCGGCAACUUCGGCGUCUGGCGCUCGACGCGUGCAACCUGACGCGCAUCCGGCCCUUUGCCUUCCGCGGCCUGCCUCGCCUGCGCGAGCUGUACAUCCAACACACGCCGCUUGCCACCGUCGAUGCCUUUGCGUUUGCAGCCCUCCAGAACAUUACAUCUAUUGUCCUGACGCACAACAGGAUAGCACAGAUAGAAGGCUACGCUUUCGCUGGAACCAACUUUAUUAAACUUAUAUCGUUACGAAACAAUCCAGUUAAACGGAUAUUGGCACAUGCGUUCUCUGGACUUAAUGACGUCUCCCAGAUUGAGCUACCCUCAGGAAUCAAGUCUAUAGAACCGCAAGCCUUUGCAGGUCUUGAAGGUGUCGGUGUUUUAGAACUCGCUUACAUGGAUCUGCCAUCACUUCUUCCGGAUACGUUCAGAGGCUUAAUGCGAGUGGGGCGAUUGGCGCUGCGUGAGUCAGACCUCGGCAUCAUUCGAGUCGGAGCUUUCGACGGCUUACAGAACGUAGAUACGUUGGAAAUCUGUAAUAACAAAAUUGAUGGCGUCGAGGAACUUUCACUGGUACAGAAUAAUAGCGUACGUUUCUUCAAAUUGACAGGCAACCACAUGUUGGAUUCCCCAGAGUCCGUCGUUCUUGAGGUGGAUAAUUUAGUAAUACGGGGGAAUCAUUUACCGUGCGAAUGUGGUCGUGACCCUCUCGCCAAUCCGCUUGCGCUGACGCAAGAUUUCGCAGAGGAAAAUUAUUGCAUUUCACCGUUAAAGGUGCGCGGCCGCAGCUUGGCUAGCGCUGCGAGUGGCGGCGCCGGGUGCAGAGGUGACGUUGGCGGCAGCGCGCGAGCCCGGGCCGCGGCCGGGGCCGGCGCGCCGCGAACCCCACGACUGGCGGAGUGGCGUCUAGCCCUCACUGCGGCCACUCUCGCCUUGUUCGCGAGCUAACCGCACUACGGUGUUCAUUUAUGUGUGAUCUACCAGUUUGUAAAUAUUGUAAUAUAUGCAAGUACCUAAAUAUAACAAUGCGAAAUUUUACAUUAAAAGGGUCCGUUCAUUGUGUAUACGUUGGACCAUGAAUAAAAUUUGCCUUUGGAAAUGGCCGUUU
Messenger RNA from Manduca sexta (tobacco hornworm), 1619 nucleotides. RefSeq names its product chondroadherin-like. The record is from RefSeq and is a predicted model, not a curated record. The coding region runs from base 230 to 1459 and encodes 409 amino acids. The transcript is spliced from 4 exons. Gene Ontology annotation, molecular function: protein binding. Lineage: Eukaryota; Metazoa; Arthropoda; Insecta; Lepidoptera; Sphingidae.